GUCAUGGGACUGAUUGUAUCUCUCCUUGUUUUACCCUCCUGUUUGAUUGGAGUACUCUACCUACUUGGUGGGUUUCGACGGCACCGACCAGGUGAACCCCCUUUGGAUAGGGGGCUCGUCCCUUGGCUGGGUCAUGUCUUGGAGUUUCGCAGGAACACAUUCAAAUUCAUCGAGAAGAUGAAGCAAAAACACGGCGAUGUGUUCACAGUGCAGCUGGGAGGGUGUUAUAUCACAUUCCUUCAUGAUCCUCUGUCGUUUGGGGCUUUUGUUAAGGAGAGUCAAGAAAGACUGGACUUCAGACCGUUUGCUAAACAGCUGGUGCAGAGAGUGUUUGGAUAUGUGGCAGAGGGGGAUGACCACACCUUUCUUCAGGUCUCCAGCAACAAGCACCUCAAGGGGGACGGCCUGAAGAUAUUGACACAAGCUAUGAUGGAUCAUUUGCAGAAUCUGCUGUCUCUUGAAAUCGGCUCAGGAGCAGACCAAAGCAGCUGGAAAGAAGAUGGACUGUUUAUGUACAGCUACAAUAUCCUUUUCAGGGCCGGCUACUUAUCUCUGUAUGGCAAAACAUCUCCGCAGCCAGAAGAAAGUGAGGAGAAAGCCAAAGAGAAAGACAGAGAAGAAUCUGAUGCCUUGUUUAAAGAGUUUCGUAAAUAUGACCAACUCUUCCCCGACCUGGCUUACGGGGUCCUCUCACCGAGGGAAAGGUUUGAAAAACAGAGGCUGAUGAAACUGUUCUGGACCACUCUGUCGGUGCAGAAGAUGAAGAUGAAGAACGAAAUCAAUGGCUGGAUCUGGGACAUGCACCAGUAUCUAGAGGAGAAUGGUAUGAAGGAAUCAAUGAUAAGCAGAUACAUGUUUGUGCUUCUUUGGGCCUCUCAGGGCAACACAGGGCCAGCUUCAUUCUGGCUGCUCCUCUUCCUCAUGAAACACCCAGAAGCCAUGAGAGCAGUGAAGGAAGAGAUUGAUAAGGUUCUGAAGGAAUCAGGGCAGGAAGUCAGACCUGGUGGCCCUUCUAUCAACCUGACCUAUGAAAUGCUGAAGAAAACACCCAUCCUGGACAGUGCUUUGGAAGAGACCCUCCGACUCUCUGUUGCACCUGUCCUCACCAGAGCUGUGCUCCAGGAUAUGACCCUCAAGAUGGCAGAUGGGCGUGAAUAUUUCCUCCGCAAAGGUGACAGAUUGGCUAUGUUUCCUUAUUGUGCUGUUCACACUGACCCAGAGAUCCACCCUGACCCACAUUCAUUCAAAUAUGACCGCUUUCUGAAUCCUGACGGAAGCAAGAAAAAAGACUUUUACAAGAAUGGGCAGAAGGUGGAGUUUUACACCAUGCCCUGGGGCUCUGGGGUCUCCAUGUGUCCCGGGCGUUUCUUUGCCUCUAAUGAGAUGAAGCAGUUUGUUUUCCUGGUGUUGGCCUACUUUGAGAUUGAGCUGAAGAAUCCUGAGGAGAAGAUACCUGAAUUCGACUUCAGCCGAUGGGGCUUUGGAUCCAUGCAGCCUAACAAGGAUGUCCAGUUUCGAUACCGACCAACAUUUUAAACCCAACUAAAC
Molecule: messenger RNA, 1548 nt
Organism: Platichthys flesus (European flounder)
Lineage: Eukaryota; Metazoa; Chordata; Actinopteri; Pleuronectiformes; Pleuronectidae
Product: 7-alpha-hydroxycholest-4-en-3-one 12-alpha-hydroxylase-like
Exons: 1
Coding region: 4-1536 (510 amino acids)
Molecular function (GO): sterol 12-alpha-hydroxylase activity; heme binding; iron ion binding
Source: RefSeq, a predicted model, not a curated record